GUCAGUUUCGCGGAAAGAAAACAAAAUCCGAGCUUCACCAGCAGACGUAUGGAAACUGCAUGAUUAGCUACCACUGUACUCUUUCUAGAUAAGUACAAGAUUCUAACCAAUUUAGAUUUGAUUACAAGGGUAUGCAAAAGAAAAAUAUGAGAAAAACCAUCAUCAUUACUUGGUCUAUAAAUUACAUGCUACUUCCUACCAUUUUCUCAUUCUACACAUUUGUACUUUUCUCAUGCGUUUUGUUUUGCUCCGCUAGAGAUACCAUAUCCUUUAGCAGAUUGGUUAGUGAUGAUACAAGCAAUACUCUCAUUUCAGCAGGAGAAAAUUUUGAACUGGGAUUUUUCACUCCUAGUGGAAGCUCUGACAAUAGAAGAUAUGUUGGAAUAUGGUAUUACAGGUCGAAUCCACAAACUGUUGUGUGGGUUGCCAAUCGAGACAGCCCAGUUUUAGGUACUGAUGGUGUUUUUGCCAUUGUGGAAGAUGGAAAUCUAAAGGUAUUGGAUGCAAGUGGCAAGCCUUACUGGUGGACAAACAUGGAGACAUCAUCACCUAUGUACAGGACAGCAAAGCUAAUGGAUACUGGGAACUUGGUUGUGAGCCAUGUGGAACAAGAAAAUCUCACAGAGAGAGUUGUGUGGCAGAGUUUUGAAAACCCAACUGAUACAUUUAUUCCAGGCAUGAAAAUGGAUGCAAGUUUAGCAUUGACUUCGUGGAAAAGUUAUGAUGAUCCAGCACCUGGGAACUUCACUUUUCGGCAAGAUCAAGAAGAAGUGAACCAGUUCAUCAUCUGGAAAAGGUCUUUAAGGUACUGGAAAAGUGGAGUUUCAGGUAAGAUUAUUAGUUCUGAUCAGAUGACAUCUGCUAUAUUUUACUUGCUAUCCAACUUUACCUCGAAUUUAGUCCACAAUGAGUCUUAUAUGCCAUAUCUUGCAUCACCAUUAUACAGUGAUACGAGGCUAGUAAUGAAUUUUUCGGGCCAACUUCAGUAUUUGAAGUGGGAUACUGAGAGGAUUUGGUCAUUGAUUUGGGCAGAGCCCAGGGACAGAUGCAGUGUUUACAAUGCUUGUGGAAAUUUCGCUAGUUGUAACAGUAAGAAUGACAUAAUGUGCAAUUGUUUGCCUGGUUUCAAGCCUAGCUUGCUGGAGAGCUGGAAUAGAGGAGAUUUUUCAGGAGGCUGCACCAGAAAGUCAAUAUUAUGUGGCAAAAAUACUGAGAGUGACAUUUUCUUAAGCUUAGAGAUGAUGAAAGUUGGAAAUCCAGACACUCAAUUUAAUGCCAAAAAUGAUAUGGAAUGCAAAAUAGAGUGCCUUGACAAUUGCCGCUGCCAGGCUUAUUCUUAUGAAGUAUCGAAUAUCACACGGCGGGGUGGCACUGGCAGUUCUGUAUGCUGGAUAUGGUCAGAGGACCUCAACAAUCUUCAGGAGGAGUAUGACAGUGGCCAAAAUCUUUUUGUACGAGUAGCAAUUUCUGAUACAGAAUCAACUACUAGAAAUUGUGAAACUUGUGGCACAAACAUGAUUCCCUAUCCCCUUAGCACUGGACCUAAAUGUGGUGAUCCAAUGUACUUCAAUUUUCACUGCAACAUCACCACAGGCCAAGUUAGCUUUGAGGCACCUGGUGGCACCUACCGUGUCACAAAUAUCUAUCCAGAAAAGAGAAAGUUCAUCAUCCAAAUAAAAGACGCAAAUAAUUGUGGGGAUAGGAGCUUACAAGACAAAAUUCUGCAGCUCAACCAGUCAUCACCAUUUAAAGCGAUCAGCUGGUGCAAUUUUGGGCAGGCCAACUUUAGUUCUGACUUAUCAUUUAAAGGUGAAGAUGAAUUUGAGAUUGGUUGGGAUCCACCACCAGAGCCAACUUGUUCUUCACCUACAGACUGCAAGGACUGGCCAAAUUCAACUUGCAAUUCUACUGGAGAUGGGAAGAGAAGUUGCCUUUGCAAAUCAAACUUUGUAUGGGAUAGUUUGAGCUUGAAUUGUACUCAAGCUGGCGAUUUCAACCAAACAGAUGGACAUUCAACAGGAAAGUUGCCCCUAUCACUGAUUAUUGCAAUAGCUUUUGCAAGUGUAAUUGUCCUAAUUAUUCUCUCAACUACUAUUAUUUGUAUCUAUUUUUGGAGAAGAAGGAUCGGCACAAGACAAGAAAAUGGAGAAAUUGCUCUGAAAAGUCCUGUGUUUCAUGUAUACGACAAUGAAAGACGUGUCAAAGACUUCAUUGAAUCAGGCCGGUUCAAAGAAAAUGAUGCAAAAGGCAUAGAUGUACCAUUUUUUGAUUUGGAAAGCAUACUAGCUGCCACAGAUUGCUUCUCGAGUGCAAAUAAGCUUGGACAAGGGGGAUUUGGUCCUGUUUACAAGGGUAAAUUUCCAGGAGGACAAGAAAUUGCUGUAAAGAGGCUCUCAAGUGGUUCUGGGCAAGGUCUAGAAGAAUUUAAAAAUGAGGUUGUGCUGAUUGCCAAACUCCAACAUCGGAAUUUGGUUAGACUUUUGGGCUAUUGUGUCAAAGGAGAUGAAAAGAUGUUACUCUAUGAAUAUAUGCCCAACAAAAGCUUAGACUUCUUUAUAUUUGAUCAAAAGCUAUGCAAGUUAUUGGAUUGGGACAUGCGGUUCAAGAUCAUUUUGGGAAUUGCUCGUGGGCUUCUAUAUCUUCAUCAAGAUUCUAGAUUGAGGAUUAUUCAUAGAGAUUUGAAAACAAGCAAUAUUCUACUAGAUGAGGAGAUGAACCCCAAAAUCUCUGACUUUGGGUUGGCAAGGAUUUUUGGAGGCAAAGAAACUGCAAGAAACACCAACAGAGUAGUGGGAACGUAUGGUUAUAUGUCUCCAGAAUAUGCCUUAGAUGGGUUUUUUUCAGUGAAGUCAGAUGUUUUUAGCUUUGGUGUUGUUGUGCUUGAGAUUAUUAGUGGGAAAAGGAAUACAGGAUUUUAUCAACCUGAACAUGCUUUGAGUCUUCUAGGCUAUGCAUGGCAUUCGUGGAAAGAAGAGAAGGCACUGGAUUUAAUAGACCAGACACUAUGCGAAAGUUGCAAUACAGAUGAAUACUUGAAGUGCGUAAAUGUUGGGCUGCUAUGCGUACAAGAAGAUCCAAGUGAUCGUCCAACCAUGUCUAAUGUUGUUUUCAUGCUUGGCAGUGAAACCGCAACUCUUCCAACCCCUAAACAACCAGCUUUUAUUGUUAGGCGAUUGCCUUCUAGCAGAGCUACUUCUUCUAGUAAACCUGAAACGUUCUCUAAUAAUGAGUUAACAGUCACUUUGGAAGGUGGGCGAUAGUUCUUGAGGUUCAAUUUCUAGCUAGUCUUGUACUUCUCUCCAUUCAUCAAUGUUAUAAAGUUUCAACUUUCAAGUGCAUUUCAUGUGUAAUUUUUUGUUAUAGGGAUAUACCCUAUUGAAAUAUAUGAUUGAUGGAACGUUCUUCCAUCCACAACUUGAGAGACUUUAUAAGUUAUUUUAAGGCA
Molecule: messenger RNA, 3445 nt
Organism: Quercus lobata
Lineage: Eukaryota; Viridiplantae; Streptophyta; Magnoliopsida; Fagales; Fagaceae
Product: G-type lectin S-receptor-like serine/threonine-protein kinase At4g03230
Exons: 8
Coding region: 132-3260 (1042 amino acids)
Biological process (GO): protein phosphorylation; recognition of pollen
Cellular component (GO): plasma membrane
Molecular function (GO): protein serine/threonine kinase activity; ATP binding
Source: RefSeq, a predicted model, not a curated record